CCGCCGCGCCCCUGAUACUGAGCGAACAGCACGAGGGCCGCCGCCUCCACAGCUCCUGCGGCCCCGGUCACCAUGAGUGAAAUUCCUACGAACUCCUUGAAGACCAUUCUGUUAGAGUUAGAAUGUCACUUUACAUGGAAUUUACUUAAAGAAGACAUUGAUCUACUUGAUGUGGAAGAUACAAUUGGGCAACAACUUGAGUUUCUCACUACAAAAUCCAGACUUGCUCUUUAUAAUUUACUUGCCUAUGUGAAACAUCUAAAAGGCCAAAAUAAAGAUGCCUUAGAGUGCUUGGAACAUGCAGAAGAAAUAAUUCAUAAAGAACACCCAGAUGAAAAAGAAGUACGAAGUCUGGUCACUUGGGGAAACUAUGCCUGGGUGUCUUACCACAUGGACCAGCUUGAAGAUGUUCAGAAGUAUAUAGAUAAGGUAGAGAAUGUCUGCAGGGAAUUUUCUAGUCCUUCUAGCUACAAACUGGACCGUCCUGAGAUUGACUGUGAGAAAGGGUGGGCACUCUUGAAAUUUGGAGGAAAGUAUUACCAAAAGGCUAAAGCAGCUUUUGAGAAGGCUUUGGAAGUAGAACCUGACAAUCCAGAAUUUAACAUUGGCUAUGCCAUCACAGUAUACCGGCUGGAUGAUUCUGACAGAGAAGGGUCUGUAAAGAGCUUUUCUCUGGGACCUCUGAGGAAAGCUGUUACCCUAAACCCAGAUAACACCUACAUUAAGGUUUUUCUGGCACUGAAGCUUCAAGAUGUACAUGCAGAGGCUGAAGGGGAAAGGUAUAUUGAAGAGAUCCUAGACCAGAUAUCAUCCCAGCCUUAUGUCCUACGUUAUGCAGCCAAGUUCUAUAGGAGGAAAAAUUCCUGGGACAAAGCUCUUGAACUUUUAAAAAAGGCCUUGGAGGUGACACCAACCUCUUCUUUUCUGCAUCACCAGAUGGGCCUUUGCUACAGGGCACAAAUGAUUCAAAUCAAGAAGUCCACACGCAACAGACCUAAAGGAAAGGACAAACUGAAGGUUGAUGAGCUGAUUACAUCAGCUAUAUUUCAUUUCAAAGCAGCUGUGGAACGAGACUCUAUGUUUGCAUUUGCCUACACAGACCUAGCCAAUAUGUAUGCUGAGGGAGGCCAAUAUAGCAAUGCUGAAUACAUUUUCCAGAAAGCCCUUCGUCUGGAGAACAUAACUGAUGAUCACAAACAUCAGAUCCACUACCACUAUGGCCGCUUUCAGGAAUUUCACUGUAAAUCAGAAAAUACUGCCAUCCACCAUUAUUUAGAAGCCUUAAAGGUCAAAGACAGGUCAUCCUUACGUACCAAACUGACAGGUGCCGUGAAGAAAUUGGCUACGAAGAGACUUUGUCACAAUGCUUUAGAUGUGCAGAGUUUAGGUGCUCUAGGUUUUGUUUACAGGCUGGAGGGGGAGAAGAGACAAGCUGCUGAAUUCUAUGAAAGGGCACAAAAGAUAGAUCCAGAAAAUGCAGAAUUCCUUACAGCUCUCUGUGAGCUCCAACUUUCCAUUUAAAAACAUAAUUCUAGGAAAUUAGUUCUAAGCUUUUUCUUCCGUUUGAGAUUCUUACAUUUUCACUCAUUGUUCAUUAUAGAACCAGUAUUGCUUGAAUAGUUAUUGUGUAACAGAAUUUUUCAUGCUAAAUGCUUUUUUAUACAUUAUGAU
Messenger RNA from Castor canadensis (American beaver), 1671 nucleotides. It is a transcript of the gene Ifit5, whose product is annotated as interferon induced protein with tetratricopeptide repeats 5. Lineage: Eukaryota; Metazoa; Chordata; Mammalia; Rodentia; Castoridae. Gene Ontology annotation, cellular component: cytosol. The record is from RefSeq and is a predicted model, not a curated record. Gene Ontology annotation, molecular function: protein binding; RNA binding. Gene Ontology annotation, biological process: defense response to virus.